This is a messenger RNA of Erpetoichthys calabaricus (reedfish), 1753 nucleotides long. Its product is annotated as E3 ubiquitin-protein ligase SH3RF3-like. Gene Ontology annotation, biological process: positive regulation of JNK cascade; positive regulation of proteasomal ubiquitin-dependent protein catabolic process; protein ubiquitination. The transcript has 6 exons. The record is from RefSeq and is a predicted model, not a curated record. Gene Ontology annotation, molecular function: protein binding; metal ion binding; ubiquitin protein ligase activity. Lineage: Eukaryota; Metazoa; Chordata; Cladistia; Polypteriformes; Polypteridae. Bases 605 to 1753 code for a protein of 382 amino acids.
GUUCUUCUUUAUUAAGACGUGUAGACAUUCUCGGAUUUGCGCGUGCUGAAGCGCUGACGCGCACGCGCGCUCCCGUCUGCUCGUUUCCCCCCUCCCUCCAGGGGAGCGCCUUGAAGAGCUCUGACUUCAUGGAUUGGGAGAAAUGAGCCAAGAGAGCUGGGACUAAAAAGCUAGUCAGACUCCUGGCGAAGCAGAACACCAGUUUUCUACGUCGACUCACGUACCGGCAACACGACAACCCACUAAGGCGACAUGGAUUGAUAUUACGUAUGUCUAGUAUUUUUCUUUGGGCACUUUAGGCAUCGGAUUACGGAUUACAGACAGAAGCAGUAAUGAGCAGCGGGUAGUGAUCGGAUCGGCGUGGAGCGGAAGAUGCUGUCGGCUGCCUGACACCUGGUUUCCUCGGGAUCAUACGGGAUCUGACCACCACUGGUUGGCGUUAACACAGUAAAGACGCAACCCAGAGAGUCGAUCGGCACUCACUUCACCGCCCAGCCUCUCUCCGCGGCUGCGCCUGCUUAAAGCUCGCGGCGCUGCACAGGCACCUUCCGGGGGGUUCGGGCGCACUCUUGACGGCCAGCAUGUUGCUCCAAAGCGUCUAAAAAUGGACGAGUCGUCCCUGCUGGACCUACUGGAGUGCUCGGUGUGCCUGGAGAGAUUGGACACCAGUGCUAAGGUGCUUCCGUGCCAGCACACCUUCUGCCGUCGCUGCCUGCAGAGCAUCGUUAGCUCCCGCAGCGAGCUGCGUUGCCCCGAAUGCCGCAUCCUGGUGGACUGCAGCGUUGAUGAGCUGCCUGCCAACAUCCUGCUGGUCAGGCUGCUGGAUGGGAUCAAGCAGCGACCCCACAACUCAUCCGCGUCUCCACCAGGGACAGUCAUCCGUGAUGCUCCCGCCGCAAACAGAAGCUCUCCGGUCAAGGGUACUCACAGAAUUAUGUGUGUGGAACAUCAUAUCACGAAUAUUCCCCAGCUGCCUUGUGGCAAAGCUCUUUACAACUAUGAGGGGAAAGAGCCUGGCGACCUGCGCUUCAACAAGGGCGACAUCAUCAUCCUGCGGCGAAAGGUGGAUGAGAACUGGUACCAUGGAGAGCUCAACGGGAGUCACGGCUUCCUGCCAGCAAGCUACAUCCAGUGCAUCAAGCCCCUCGCCCAGCCGCCACCCCAGGGAAAAGCGCUUUACGACUUCGAAGUAAAGGAUAAAGACCAAGAUAAGGACUGCUUGACGUUCACAAAGGAUGAAAUUCUCACUGUGAUAAGAAGAGUGGAUGACAAUUGGGCAGAAGGAAUGUUGGGAGAUAAAAUUGGGAUCUUCCCCCUUUUGUAUGUUGAGCUCAAUGAGACAGCAAAACAGCUGAUGGAGCUCGAUAAACCUUGUCCCCCAUGUGGCCCAGAUUCUUCAGCCCCCGCUGGCUCCUCCUCCACCUCAAGUGCCACCUUGAAUGGGACUGGUGUCGUGAGUGCCAUCCACCGUCACAUUGACUGCAAGAAGAACACCAAGAAGCGCCAUUCGUUCACAGCACUCAGCAUGACUCACAGGACGGCUCAGGCCAUGAACAACCGGCACUCCAUGGAGAUUAGUGCCCCGGUCCUCAUCAGCUCCAGCGACCCCCGGGCAGCAGCCAGAAUUGGGGACACUCCUCAUCUUUCUUCUAGCGCACCUUCCCAGCCCCUGAACCCUCAGCAGAUGACCAAUCAGAGGCACUGGAGGGACUGCUGGGAGUUGAAGUUUCAAGCAUCGCUACAGGAGGGAUAG